GCAUCUAAUGACUGAUAUAUUUGCUCUUUCUUCUUAGUUGAAGUUACUUUCAUAUCUCGUGCUGCACCUGCACGUUACGCAUGCCGGCUACGUUGUUAUUACGUGGUUACUAUAUCCGCCAGACGUACUGGAUCAAUUUCAAUCCUUCGGGGUUGUGGAGGGGACAGGGACACGGCAGUGCAGUCAGUUAUUCCUGUCGCAACCGUGUGUCAGUGACGGCUUGCAGAACAUAUUCCUUGAAAGUACACACACACACAAUUAACUGUACUCGCUGUCUGCCAGGUACUGGUGUACCCAUACAAAGAGAAAUAUAUAAAGCCUCUUCAGCUUUGAGCAGGCGUGUACUCUGUCACUUGUUAUUUAUCUGCAACGGGGGACAAGGUGCGGCUCUUCGCUCAGGCAAGGAGCAAGGGUGGAUAGACGACAGUUGUGUACAUAGGACUUCGGCAGCAUGCCUGCAGUGAAUGAAACCACUCCUCUCCUUCAAGAUGAAGGAAUCGAUGAUAGGAUUGAUGUUCCUGACAAUUCAGCAGAUAAAAGGUCAGAAAAAAAAGAUGAUCAAAAGGUUGCUACUUUGGGAGAAUUGUUCAGUUAUGCAACAUGUCUGGACAAAUUCCUGAUAUUUACUGGCACUCUAGCAGCAGCUGCUGUUGGAGCUGGCUUCCCCCUUAUGGCUAUUGUCUUGGGCGGCAUGACCAAUGAUUUUAUCAGCGGCCGAAUGGCACAAAUAUGAACCUGUCCAUCAAUGGCAGCUUCAACUUUGAUGACAGAAUGACUGACAACUCCAUCAAGCUCUCAUACAUUGGUGCUGGGGUGUUUGUCGCCUCUAUAAUACAAAUUAUAGGAUGGGUGGUAGCCAGUGAGCGUCAAGUGCUGAAAAUUCGAAGAGAAUUUUUUAAAGCCAUUCUCCGUCAGGACAUGGCUUGGUUUGACAGUAACCCAUCUGGAGAACUCACCACUCGACUUUCAGAUGACUUAGAGCGCAUUCGAGAGGGUUUGGGAGACAAGUUUGGAUCAGUCUUCCGCUCAUUUUCACAAUUUCUGUCUGGCCUCAUAAUUGGUUUCAUCAAGGGCUGGAAACUGUCAUUGGUCAUGAUAUCGAUUGCUCCUCUUUUGGUUAUUUCUUUUGGAUUUCUGAUGAAACUGACAACAUCCCUGACUGAGAAAGAGCAGGCUGCCUAUGCAAAAGCUGGUAGCAUUGCAGAAGAGGUCUUCUCCUGCAUACGUACAGUGAUCUCUUUCAAUGGCUGGCACAGGGAAAAGGAACGAUACAGCCAAGCUUUGCAAGAGAGUCAGAAACUUGGUGUCAGAAAAAGUGCAGUGCAAGGCGUAGGAGUUGGAGUAACCAUGCUGUGCAUCUUUGGAUCUUAUGGUCUGGCCUUUUGGUAUGGAUCCAGACAGGUGAAUGAUUAUUAUAGCUCUUUUGGCAGUGAGGGGCUUUCACCUGGGGAUGUCCUAACGGUCUUUUUUUGUGUGUUGUCAUCAUCAAUGGCACUAGGACAGGCUGCACCAAACAUGGGUACAAUUGCAGCUGCAAAAGGAGCUGCAGGAAAGGUCUUCGAGAUCAUUAAAAGGAUUCCACAAAUAGAUGCAUCUCGUCUUGAUGGUGAGAAACCACACCAGGUUGAAGGAAAAGUGGAUUUUAAAAACAUCACAUUUAGUUAUCCUACUCGUAAAGAUGUCAAGGUGUUGAAAAGCUUUAAUUUAAACAUUAAGCCAGGUCAGACUGUAGCUUUGGUUGGUGGCAGUGGAUGUGGAAAAUCAACGCUUGUCAGACUCAUCCAGCGAUUCUAUGAUCCAGAUGAAGGCAAGGUGGAGCUGGAUGGAAGGGACAUUACCAAGCUAAAUGUUCACUGGUUAAGACGCAACAUUGGCAUUGUAUCCCAGGAACCAGUUUUGUUUGGAUGCAGCAUCCGUGACAACAUUCGUCUUGGGAACCCUACUGUCACAGAUGAAGACAUUAUCCAGGCAGCCACUGAGGCCAAUGCUCACAAGUUUAUUUCCUCUCUGCCAAAAGGUUAUGACACACUGGUUGGGGAGAGAGGUGCUCAGCUGUCCGGAGGGCAGAAACAACGGGUAGCAAUUGCCCGAGCUCUUGUACGCAAUCCCAAGAUCCUUCUUCUUGAUGAAGCAACAUCUGCUCUAGACUCAGAGAGUGAAAAGAUUGUUCAGAGUGCACUGGACAAGGCACGGAAAGGCCGUACCACCAUAGUAGUGGCACACCGCUUGUCCACUAUUCAGAAUGCAGAUGUCAUCUAUGUCCUGCAAGAUGGUGGUGUGGCAGAAAGUGGGUCCCACUCAGAGCUAAUGGAAAAGGGAGGCCUAUACCACCAGCUCGUCACUUUGCAGAAAAUUGCUUUUGAUGAAAAUUCUGAUGAAAUAAAUGUGACUGCUUUGGUUAAUGAGGUGCUGUCAGAGAGUGAAAUUGAUGAGAUUAAUCCUGAACUGGUAAAUGGAGAAGCAAAAUCAUCUGUUUAUCGGCGGCCUUCCUUAAAGCGGCAGCUUUCAAAAAAACAGAGGCACCCAAUACAGAAAGAACUGUCUCAUCAGUCUACUAGAAAUCGUACUCUGUCUACAUCAUCAUCUGUAAAGGAGCCAGAAGAGGAAGCACCCGAGAACUUGCCAGGAUUCUUCCAUAUUCUGAGCUACAAUGCCAAGGAGUGGCCAUUUAUUUUCUUUGGCUGCUUUGCUGCAAUUCUGAAUGGAGCCACCAUGCCACUGUUUGCUGUCUUCUUCAGCAAGAUCAUUGCAGUGUUUAGUGAGAAAGGUGAUGAUCUUCUGGAUGGCGGAGUGUUCUGGAGUCUGAUGUUUGUGGCCUUGGGGGGACUCAAUCUUUUUACCAACAUUAUUCAGAACUACAGCUUUGGACAGUCUGGGGAGCGCUUGACCAAACGGCUGCGUCUACUAACCUUUCAGAACUUGCUGCGACAGGAUGUGGCAUAUUUUGAUGACCCUCGUCAUGCUACUGGUGCACUGACUGCUCGUCUGGCUACUGAUGCUUCUAUUGUGAAAACAGCAGCAGGAAUUCGUGUAGCUGUUGUUGUGCAGUCCUUAACAGGAGUUGUGGCAGGAGUGGUGAUUGCCUUUGUCUUUGGAUGGAAACUGGCUCUGGUUGUUUUGGGAACAAUGCCAUUGAUGGGUAUUGCUUCUGCUAUUCAGAUCAAGGUUAUGAUGGGAAAUCAGAAAGCUGACACCAAACAUCUAGAAGGUGCAGGAAAGACUUCAAGUGAAACAAUCAGCAAUAUUGCAACAGUCCAGUCACUCACACGGGAGCCAUACUUCUAUGAGAAAUACUGCAAGGAGUUGUUAAAACCUUACAAGAGUAAUAUUCUCAAUGCUCAGGUGUAUGCUCUGUCAUUUGCCUUUGCAUCUUCUAUCAUCUUUUUCAUCUAUGCUGGUUGCUUUCGUUUUGGUGCAUACUUGGUCAGUACAGGAGAAAUGGAUGCUGAAAAAGUUUUCAGGGUAUUUAUGGCAAUGACACUGGCAGGCCAGGUGAUUGGUCAGGCUUCAUCUUUUCUCCCAGAUUACAGUAAAGGGCGACUUGCAGCAGGUUACAUAUUUCAGAUGAUGGGCAUUAAGCCAAACAUCGACAACUUCAGCACUGCUGGUGUUAAAAAGCGAGAUGCCAAAGGCAAUAUAGAGCUACAGGAAGUAGAGUUUUACUAUCCCACACGUCCAGAAAUCACUGUGUUGCGUGGCAUCAGCCUAAAGAUCCAAGCAGGACAAACUGCUGCCCUGGUGGGAGUGAGUGGAUGUGGCAAAUCUACUGUCGUGUCUCUCCUGCAGCGAUACUAUGACCCUGUGAAAGGAAGAAUACUUAUUGAUGGCGUGGACAUGCGAGACUACAACAUUGGAGUGCUGCGCUCCCUGCUGAGUGUGGUCAGCCAGGAGCCUGUGUUGUUUGACUGCAGUAUCCAUGACAACAUUGUUUAUGGCCUACAGAAUGAUGUGCCUAUGGCUGAUGUUAUUGCUGCUGCCAAGACGGCCAACAUCCAUGAGUUUAUUUCUAAUUUACCUGAGGGUUACAAUACUAAUGUUGGUGAGAAGGGAACACAGCUUUCAGGGGGCCAGAAACAGAGAGUGGCCAUUGCACGAGCUUUGGUUCGUAAUCCCACCAUACUUCUACUUGAUGAAGCCACAUCAGCUUUAGACACCGAAAGUGAAAAACUAGUGCAAGCUGCAUUGGAUCGUGCAAGAGAGGGCCGAACUUGUGUUGUGAUUGCUCAUCGGUUAUCAACCAUUCAGAAUGCAGAUGUGAUCUUUGUGCUGGAAAAUGGUCAGGUUUUGGAGCAAGGAACUCACCAGGAGCUGAUUACAAAAAAAGGCGCUUAUGCAGGCUUUGUCAGCAACCAGAAUAUACGGUAGUGACAUGUAUGUUCUUUGACGAACACACUCCAUUUACUGAACUUUUAGAUCAUCAUUUAACUAGCCACUUACAUAAUAAUCAGAAAAAGUCUUAGAAAUAAUAAGACUGGAGAAAUAGCAGUGUGUCAUGAAAUAGAUCGAGUAGAGAGAAUAUUAGUUUGGCUUAUACAUUUGGAAUGAAAAAUGCAGUAGUGGCUGGGAAAAGACUGAAAUCAAAGUUUUUGAACUUAACAUUUAUGUCUCAGAAAGUAUGUAGAUGAAAGUAUGAAUGACAAGUAUGCCUGGUGUGUGUGUGCAUGCAUGUAAAAGUGAGAGUGGUACAGAACAAAGAGAAAGAUUCUUUAGUAUGUUUUACAGUUUUGUAAGUGUAUUUUAUAUGUGGAUGCUUAGGACAAUUGGCAAGAAUAGUGCUGUCAUAAAUGAUUGGUGAUAUUUUACUACAUGUUGUUUACUUUUAUGGCUCCAAAAAAAUAUCAACAAGUAAAUAAAUCUGUUCAUGUAUUGUU
This is a messenger RNA of Pomacea canaliculata, 4871 nucleotides long. Its product is annotated as multidrug resistance protein 1-like. The record is from RefSeq and is a predicted model, not a curated record. The transcript is spliced from 29 exons. Gene Ontology annotation, biological process: transmembrane transport. NCBI's taxonomy places the organism in Eukaryota, Metazoa, Mollusca, Gastropoda, Architaenioglossa, Ampullariidae. Gene Ontology annotation, cellular component: membrane. Gene Ontology annotation, molecular function: ABC-type transporter activity; ATP hydrolysis activity; ATP binding. Bases 730 to 4365 code for a protein of 1211 amino acids.